Punctularia strigosozonata HHB-11173 SS5 is the source of this 1110-nucleotide messenger RNA. RefSeq lists its product as uncharacterized. The record is from RefSeq and is a predicted model, not a curated record. The transcript has 2 exons. Lineage: Eukaryota; Fungi; Basidiomycota; Agaricomycetes; Corticiales; Punctulariaceae. Bases 1 to 1110 code for a protein of 369 amino acids.
AUGCCGCUCAUCAACCAUCUCGUCAUUGUCGCCCUAUCAUGGUUAUCCAGCCCGCUGCUCACCAUCGCCAACUCGGACCCGGACACGCUCAACUACGCCGCCUUCACCCAGACCGCGACCUAUUCGAUCGCGAACCAGCUCGGCUUCUUCUACGCCUUCAACCUAUCCAUCGCCUUCUCCUCCAUCCCAAACUCCACGUUCGGCUACGCCCAGCUGCUCGCGGGGGCCACGGACGUGCUCACGGGCACGAUCGACAACGCGGUCAACCUCCGUUUCAACUCGAACGAAAAUAUCACGGUUCUGGGGCAGUUGGAUGCCGGGCCGGACAUCGUCGUAGCGGGGGUGGCUGGGAUUGACAGCGUGUUGGGGCUGAGGGGAAAGGCGCUGAUGGUGGACUCGCCCGUGAGCGGGUACGCGUUCAUGCUCCGCAAGGUGCUCAGCCUGUUCGGCCUCAGGCUCGAGAACGGGGACUACACGUUUCAGACCGUCGGUGCGACGACGACCCGGUUCGCGGACCUCGUCGCAGGCUCGCUCCCGGACGGCACCCCAGCUAUCGCCACGAUCCUCACCUACCCCUUCACCGCCCAGCUCGGCUCCCUCCCCACCGACUCCUCCUCUGCGCCCCCGACAAUCCUCGCGCGCGUCUCCGACUUCAUCCAGCCCCUCACCUCGACCGCCUUCACCAUCUCCGGCGCCCUGGCCCCGUCCAAACGGCCCCUGCUGGUCCGCUUCCUCGCCGCCUUCCACGCCGCCUCCCUCUUCCUCGCCGAUCCGUCCAACCGGAUCUGCUCCAUCCGCGCCAUCGCGGCCCAGCUCAACGUCUCGCUCGAGACGGCCGAGGCGGAGUAUCUCGCCGCGACGGACCCCGUCACGGGCGAGGUGGGGCCUACGACCAACUUCACCGUGAGCAGGCAGGGCCUGCUGAACGUGAUCGACGUGAGGGGCCAGUUCGCCGGCGGGUUCGGGGGAGUGGAUAUCGAUGGCGGGGAGGGGUUCAACUUCGCGGAGGCGAUCGAGCCCGGGGUCGGGCAACUGGUGGACUACACGAUCCGGGACGAGGCGCUUGCGCUCGCGAACCCGAACCCGUCGUCGUUCACGCCGAGUUGCUGA